AUGACUACCCCUUCCAUGCCAGCCCGCGGCGAUAGAACCGCACCCACUUUCGACCCUCGCCAACCUCGGGAACUCCGGCGAUACUUCUCGGACCUCGAAUUCCACUUCAAUCGAUCUACGGUCGUCGACACUACAGAACGCAAAAAACACGCCUGCCGAUUCCUCGAUGUCGACACCUGCGAGCUCUGGGAAACCCUGGCCGAGUACACCAACGCCGCAAUGUCCUACGAAGAUUUUUGCAAGGCAGUUUAUCGCCUCUACCCAGGAUCAGAAGAAGAGAGGAAAUGGUCAGUGGCGGAUAUGGACAAGUUGGUCGGAGAAAGUAGCAGGAUAGGGAUUUUAUCGCUCAGCGAUCUAGGCGAGUACUACCGCCAGUUCCUCGUGAUCACCUCUUUCCUCCUCAGCAAGGAUCACAUCUCCACCGCCAAACAAGGUCGCGCCUUUACCCGCGGAUUUCAGCCCGAAUUAUGGGGCCGCAUCUCGCAACGCCUCCAGCUCAAGUUCCCAGAUCACUUUCCCGACGACCCGUACCAGUUACAAGACAUUCACGACGCCGCGAGAUUUAUCUUACAUGGCACCUCGUCGACAUUUCAACUGGCCUCCGCCGACAGUUCUCGCGCGACUCGCAGAACGAAGACCGAACCAUCGAUAAAAACCGAGGACCUCGCCACCAUGUUUGAACGCAUCGCUGAAACCUUCAUCAAAGCACUCGCAAACCAGCCCGCACAAGUCUCGACAAUGUCACAGCCACCACGCGCGCGUCGCGAUCCCAGUAGCUCGGACCGCUGCAUGUUUUGUGGAGGACCCGAUCAUUUGUACGUGAAUGCGGUGAGGUUGCUGAAUAUAUCAGGGUUGGGAAGUGCAAGAAGAACACGGAAGGAAGGAUCGUAUUAUCGACAGGCGCAUUCGUACCGCGAGAAAUUCCGGGUAACAACCUCAAGGAUCGCGUCGAUGAAUGGCACCGUCGCAACCCCGGCCAGAUCGCCACCGGCUCGAUGA
Messenger RNA from Heterobasidion irregulare TC 32-1, 999 nucleotides. RefSeq lists its product as uncharacterized. The transcript has a single exon. Lineage: Eukaryota; Fungi; Basidiomycota; Agaricomycetes; Russulales; Bondarzewiaceae. The record is from RefSeq and is a predicted model, not a curated record. Bases 1 to 999 code for a protein of 332 amino acids.